Messenger RNA from Hypomesus transpacificus, 2042 nucleotides. RefSeq names its product family with sequence similarity 110 member A (gene fam110a). NCBI's taxonomy places the organism in Eukaryota, Metazoa, Chordata, Actinopteri, Osmeriformes, Osmeridae. The transcript has 2 exons. The record is from RefSeq and is a predicted model, not a curated record. Bases 413 to 1654 code for a protein of 413 amino acids.
UGUUCCUAGGAGUGAAAGGUCAAGAGUAUUACAGGCUUGGUUUGUUUAAAGACUGCGUUCUGCUAACGCCUACAUAAAGAUAGGCCUGAGCUUGCCAAGGCAAGACUCUGUACAGGCCUGCAUGGGUGUGUGUGCGUGUUUACAGUAUGCGGGAGAUGUUUUCCGUCUCAUAUAUUCACUUGGGUUUUUAGUUUUCGCUUGUCUUUUGUGAUCAGCCUGUUUCAACAAAUUGGUGUUUGCCUUACCUUCUCCAAAACAGAACAUGUGGCGACUUGACACUGAAUAACUUACAGGCUUUUAACAUUCAUCUAGCUGGACUGGCGAUGACUUCCCCACAGUCCUGACUGGUCAGUGAAAGCGACAGUAGGAAAGAAAGUGUGGACAAGCAGGCUCCCUCCCCCCCACCUCCAGGAUGUCUGUGGAUACCCUCCAGCCCCACCUCAGUCAGCCGCUGAAGGCUGCAGCUCCUCCCAACCGUCUGCCUAUCAAGAGGCCAGCAGUGGCUGCGGCAGCACAGCCAGCCGGCCGUAAGCAGACUGCUGUGGAGAGGCUAGAAGCAGACAAGGCCAAGUAUGUCAAGAGUCAGGGGGCCCUCACCAAGCAGCAGCCAAUCAGACCAACCACCAUGUCUAAGCCCAUGCUGUCCCCAAGGACAGAUUUGCGCCCCACUCGAAGAACCCCCCUGCCCUGCUCCAGCCCCCAGCAAGGGGGCGCCUCCCUGGACCUGAAACACCUGAGUAACCUGAUCAAUGGGGUGAGUGACGUAACCCUGCCCCCUACCACAGAUGACGCAGAGGAAAGCCAGGCCCCCAACUGUAGUCCUAGCAGCCCCACCUGCCCCUCACCUUUAUCUGUCAAGGGGGAAGCAGGGGAGGGGACGCCCUGCUCACCCUGUGUAGACUGGUCUGGCACAGCUAAGAUGAAGAUGCAAGCUCCUGGCCCAGUGAAGGGGGAGCCCCCUGGCUCUGCUGGCUCUCCCACUGCAGUGACUGUACGGAGGGUAGAUGUCAUGCCCCACUCGGGGCCAGGCCUGAGGACAACCUGCAGACUACAGCAGCAGGUCCGCCAGCCACUCCAGCCCAUGCCUUUACACCCUCACUUGCCACUCAACAUUGUUGCUUCACGCCUGCGUCUCUUGCAUCUCAGGACAGCCCCUGGCUCUUCUCCUUUGAAACCUGUCUCUGGUCCACCCACCCACAACCACACUGUGUUUCCCCCUGCUGCUGCUGCUGCUGCCCUGCUCUCCUCAGACCCCCUGGUACUCACCCCUUCCUCCCCGGCUGUCACCCGCCAGUCUUCCUCCUGCUCCAGAAAGCGGCCCUCCCUCACACGCUCCAAGUCAGACAUGAGCGACAGGUUUUCCCGGGCCGGGACGGACCUGGAGCGCUUCUUCAACCUGUGUGGUCUGGACCCAACAGAGCUGCAAGUGUUGGCCGGACCCGCCUCUGACAUUGUGUCCAUUGCCCGUUUCCGAAGUGCCAGUGCGCCGGGGUCCGAGUGUGCAGGCGCUGGUCGGGAGGAUGAAGAGGAGGAAGAUAAGGUGACAGAGCGGACACCGUAUGGGGUGUCUGUCAUUGAAAGGAAUGCCAGGGUGAUCAAAUGGCUCUACGGCCUCCGUCAGGCUAAAGACAGUGCGAGGAGCACCAACAUGUAGAAUAAGUACUACGCCUCCCAUGAUGAUGGGGGAGAGGAACUUUUUGGAAUCCAUGAUGAGGAAGCUGACACCACUGAUGAUUACUAAGGGUGGAGACCAAAGUGACUGUACUGUCAUUCGAUAAAUUAUUUAUUGAUUUAUUUGAUCCUUUUCAUGAUCAACACAGGAUCUUUUUGUUUUUGUGGAAACAUCAUUUGGAAGUGUGGUUAUCUUAAGAUGGCCCUCAAAACCAAAACCAAAAUGUGUGUAGAUACCCAAAAUGUGUUUUCUUUCUAGGUCUGUGUCCAGGUUUCCUUUUUGGUUGUCCCUGUGUUUGAUUACAAUGUAAUUGUACAGUCCCAUAUAUUUUCACUGCAUGGAUGGCAAUAAAGAUUUGUGUUGAAGCAAA